GCUGCAGUGAAAGAGCCGGUGGAUUCCUGUGGCCGCGCAAGAAGCUACGCAGCAUACGGAAUUGAUGCUUUUCAACAGCGAUAUUACCGUUUUUCCUAUUUUGAUUUGAUCGGUUAUCAUUUAUUCAGAAAGUAGUCGGUGGCGUUGACCGCGUCUGUGUCCCAAUGUAAGAGACGAGAUCACAUUCUGACAGCUUGUUACGUGCAUAAUUGUUUGUGGGGGAUUCCUCUACAACGUGAAUGAGAAUCUGGCUUCUUAGCUGUGAUAUGACUUUGUGCAUGUGAAUACUCUAACGUCGAUGUGUUGUGGUAGUAAACUAGCUGGCUUUUUUUCGUCUGAAUGCAGUGUUGUCUUGUGCGUUGCGUGGCCUUGAACAGACCUGGGAAGCUGUUCCAAUGAAGGAUGCUUCAGAAAAAAUAAUUGAUUGAAAAGAAAAAGAAUAACAACUUCCACAAAAGCAAUUUCCGAAAUACCCCCCCCCCCCAAAAAAAAAAAAAAAAAAACAGGCUGUUCGCUGUCGAAUCUCCAUCAUCAUCUUCACCUUCAGCCGCCCCAUAGAGAUUCCCCAUAGAGUAUAAGGUUGUCCAUUGCCCUGUACCAUCAUGUUUAGCUGGUUGGGUACCGAUGACAGGAGGAAGAAGGAUCCAGAGGUCUUUCAGACGGUCAGCGAGGGACUCAAGAAGCUCUACAAGACCAAACUGCUGCCGCUUGAGGAGCACUACAAAUUCCACGAGUUCCACUCGCCCGCCCUCGAGGAUGCAGACUUUGACAACAAACCAAUGGUCCUACUCGUGGGCCAGUAUUCCACCGGGAAGACCAGCUUCAUACGAUACCUCCUGGAGCAGGACUUCCCAGGGAUGCGCAUCGGUCCAGAGCCCACCACUGACUCCUUCAUCGCCGUCAUGCAUGGAGACGUGGAGGGGCUGGUCCCUGGCAACGCUCUGGUUGUCGACCCCAAGAAACCCUUCAGGAAGCUCAAUGCCUUUGGUAACGCCUUCCUGAACAGGUUUGUGUGUGCACAGCUGCCUAACCCAGUGCUGGAGAGCAUCAGUGUGAUCGACACUCCUGGGAUUUUGUCUGGCGAGAAACAGAGGAUCAGCAGAGUGGCGACUGAAGAGGGGGCUGGCUAUAGCUGGCUGCAUAGAUGCCCGUAUGGAGGCUAUGAUUUUGCAGCGGUUCUGGAGUGGUUCGCAGAGCGUGUGGACCGCAUCAUCCUGCUGUUUGACGCCCACAAGCUGGACAUAUCGGACGAGUUCUCGGAGGUGAUCAAGGCUCUGAAGAACCACGAGGACAAGAUCCGGGUGGUCCUGAACAAGGCCGACCAGAUUGAGACCCAGCAGCUGAUGAGGGUCUAUGGAGCGCUGAUGUGGUCGCUGGGAAAGAUCGUUAACACGCCCGAGGUGAUCCGAGUCUACAUCGGAUCGUUCUGGUCCCACCCUCUGCUAAUCCCAGAUAACAGGAAGCUGUUCGAGGCGGAAGAGCAGGACUUGUUCAAGGACAUCCAGUCUCUGCCACGCAAUGCCGCGCUGCGCAAACUCAACGACCUCAUCAAGAGAGCCCGUCUCGCCAAGGUGCACGCCUACAUCAUCAGCUCCCUGAAGAAAGAGAUGCCCAGCGUGUUCGGGAAGGACAACAAGAAAAAGGAGCUGAUUGGCAGCCUGGGGGAGAUCUACAGCCGCAUCGAAAGAGAGCACCAGAUAUCACCAGGAGACUUCCCCAACCUGAAGAAGAUGCAGGACCAGCUUCAGUCGCACGACCUGAACAAGUUCCAGCCCCUAAAGACAAAGUUGCUGGACAUGGUGGAUGACAUGCUGGCCCACGACAUUGCCCAGCUCAUGGUGCUCGUCCGCCAGGAGGAGACCCAGCGGCCCAACCAGUCGGUGAAGGGCGGCGCCUUUGACGGCACACUCAACGGGCCCUUCGGCCAUGGCUACGGAGAGGGUGCCGGCGAGGGCAUCGACGAGGCCGAAUGGGUGGUGGCGCGGGACAAGCCGGCCUACGACGAGAUCUUCUACACACUGUCUCCCGUGAACGGGAAGGUGACAGGCGCCAACGCCAAGAGGGAGAUGGUGAAGUCCAAGCUGCCCAACACGGUCCUCGGAAAGAUCUGGAAGCUCGCCGAUAUCGACAAGGACGGGAUGCUGGAUGACGAGGAGUUUGCCUUAGCCAAUCACCUCAUCAAGGUCAAACUGGAGGGGCACGAGUUGCCCGCCGACCUUCCGUCGCACCUCGUGCCUCCCUCGAAGAGAAAAAUCCCAGAGUAAUCCCCCCCCUUCCUCCCCCAUCUCCAUCCCACCCUCCUCCCUCUUUCUGUUUUCCAUCGGGACGGGGAAGAAGAAGAUAGCCGACAGCGAGGACGAAAGGGUUGAUAGGUGAAGGACCACACUUCAAGAGAGGAGAGUGGAACCUGUGGUAGUCAUGCUGUGUAGUCUGUCUCAAUGGGAGGGGUGUGGCCUUCUCUCCUCUCACCUGUGUAUGUUUUGUUUUGAUUUUGUAUUAUCCGUUUGGGAAGGGGAGAAAUGAGAUGUUUCAGAGAAUGAUAUCUGGACCCCCUAGUACACACACACACACAGACACACACAGACAUGCAUGUCAUGCAGUUACUGUAUCUACCCCAAUUGAGAAGUUGGCAUCAACAAUAAAGGAUAUCUCUGUGUCUCUAUAUAUGGGAAUGUAAAUGCAUUUUUAAUUUCAUUAGCCUGGUUUGUAGUUUCCUUUUUUCCCUUUGGCACUUUGGACGUCAGACCUCAUAGAACUAAUACAUAUUGAAAAUCUGCCUGUAGACCAUUGUUCCUCCUAUAUUUGUUUGUCUGCAUUAUCAAUAACGGUAGUUGUGGCAUGAACUACAGUGAUGUGAUCUGUUCUGUACCCAGAAAGGGGGCAUGUCUAGAUUACAGACUACAUAACUUUUCCAGCUGUUGUAGUCUUGAUAUUCUGCAUGCAUACAAAUCUUCAGAAUAACAGUAGAUUUAAUUUACAAACUUGUAACCCAUGUAACUGCUUUGAAUAAUCCCAAUUUGAAUCAAAAUGUUCCACAUUGAAAGAAUUCAACGGAAAUAAUUUGGUUUUACAUCCAAAUUAUUUCAAAGAGAAAUUUGAUAUUGAAUUAAAAUGCAUUACAUGCAGUGACUUGCAUCAGCAGCCUACAUUGAUUUACUGUGCGGAAGGUGGAAGAACGUUAUGCAGCAUAGCCAUUGAUUCAUCUUCUUCAGCAACACACAAAACCAUACAAUACCACAUAAUACCUUCAGCCCAACCCUUCUACUUCUUUAUAAUGAUAUACCAACCAAGUUAAAAAAGUUCCCUUAUGACAUUUUAUUUGUCAUGUUGUGUAGCACUGUUACCCUAAACUCUGCUGGGACUAUACCGGUGUGGAGGUAACCAUGACAACUUAACUGUCUAUCCAAAAUCUAAAUGUGUAUUGUUGUAUGUGCUUAUAGUUUACCCUCUAGAGACUUGUGUAUGUUAUACCUACAGUGUUUUGCCCUUUAGCUAUUACGCUCCUAUGAACUUCCUGUCUUGUGUCUUGAGAUGCGACUGGUAAAGACGUGAACUGACAGAGACAAUGGUUGGAUUUCUGAUUGGAGGAGAGAUACGGCACAGACUGUGCCGUUACAGGACACAUAACAGAUUUAACCAACACUUAACCAGACAUGACCACAUUGGGCCGCUGAAAAGCGACUGUGUUAUUUGUACUGUAUGUAUUCUUGGAAGUACUGGGUUGAACUGUAUCUGUAUUUACUGAAGUCACUCUGACUGAUCGGAUAAUGUAAAAGUCUACUGUAUGUGCAAUGGAAAGUCGGGAUAGUUCAGAUUGCCUCCCUGUGCCGAUUUUACCUGUACACACACACACACACACACACACCACACAGAUUACAUUUCGGAGAUGUGGUUUUAUAUGAGAAAUGUCAUCUCUUGGUCAAAAACAAAGUCAAUGGCACUCACAUGCACAUAAAUACACACAUACACACACACUCUGGAUGUUCACUCGGUGAUUCACCAUCAUUACUAAACCACCUGUACAGACUUGUAGACACUCUGGUUCUCAAACCAAGUCACACAUCUCUGCUAAAACCUAUGGAUAGAUAAGCCAUACCAGAGUGCUAUGGGAUAGGCAUUGACUUGCUGAGCUCAGAUUUAGGAGUGCCUAAGAAGUAGAAGGAAGGGGUGGAUUUGGUGUAAACCAUCUGUUCACAGUAAUGUCCUCAUAUCUGUCUCUCUCUGUCAGUUUGUAUGUACUAUAUGUAUGUAUGUGUGUAUGUUAGUGAAGCGUGCUCCACUACUUAAAGUUAGAGGUUACUGGAUGUGGUUCUGUAUUCCUUUUGUGUGUGUGAAUUAGGAUGGUCGAACAUUCCUCAUAUACACUGGUUUGAAAUGAAGAAUUAAAUAAAGACAUUC
This is a messenger RNA of Hypomesus transpacificus, 4398 nucleotides long. Its product is annotated as EH domain-containing protein 3. The transcript is spliced from 8 exons. Gene Ontology annotation, biological process: endosomal transport; endocytosis. The coding region runs from base 603 to 2264 and encodes 553 amino acids. NCBI's taxonomy places the organism in Eukaryota, Metazoa, Chordata, Actinopteri, Osmeriformes, Osmeridae. The record is from RefSeq and is a predicted model, not a curated record. Gene Ontology annotation, cellular component: cytoplasm; plasma membrane. Gene Ontology annotation, molecular function: GTP binding; protein binding; calcium ion binding.